UGGUGCGUUUCAUGACUUUUAAAUUCCAAACGGCUGCGUGUGCUCCAGACACUGGAGAGGGAUUUUCAAAUAAAUAGUAAUCUGGUGAUUCUACCGUUCAUACUUCCAGAAAAGGUCUACUUGUUUCAACCCGAGUGUCCAGUGUUGUUCAGGAUGAAUUCUGUGGAUGCCAAAGAGAACUCUGCGGUCAUCCCAGCAGGAAAGCACAGCAUCUUGUCUGAGGACAUAUUUUCCCUGGAUCAGCCCACAGGGAGGCCCUCCAUCCUGCGUCAGAUGGAGAACUUGCCCAGUAAGACCAUGCCAAGGGACUCCAAGGUUUCUUUUCAGACCCCCAGAAGAGAUCCAGUGACUAGAAGGAUUCUUUCCCCCAGCAACUCCGUUGUUAUGCCCAGUGUGGACGAGAACAUGAAAGUGAUCGGCUCUUUCAAUUUGGAGAAAUUGGACGCCUCACCACAUGAACUAACUGAACCUCCAAAACAAGCUCCAUCAUCGUUCCCCGACGACAACAUGCCGAUUCAGAGCAGAGGCGGCUACCAGCUGGAUUUUGAUAACCUAGACGCCAUCAACCCCUUCCAGAGCUCCAAACAGAUGGUGCUGUCUCCCUUCAGGCCUGAUCCCAGUGAGGCCCGGCGGACGCCCACAGAGGAACCGGGAGCCGAAGCCCCGCUGGACGACACGCUGCCCUUCACGCCGUCUGUGGAAAACUCACUGGCAGACAUCUCCACGGAGAGCAGCGUGGUCAUAGUGAACAUGGCGAAGGCGACGGAAGAACAGGACGUCAUCUCUGCUACACCUGAUGAAAAGCAACCUGGUGAAGUGGCUGCAAACACAGGUCAACAGGAAGCAUCGGGCAGUUUCACCGAGGACGGCUCUCUUCCAGCAAAGGGAUCCUACAAGCUGGAUUUUGACAACCUUGACACAAUCAACCCUUUCCAGACCGGAGGCUCUAAAAUCCAGAACUCACCUGUUGGAGUUGGAAGGAAGGUGGCAGAGGACGAUCCACCUGCAGAGGACAGCAAACCCGCUGAAGCUCCUGAUGAGGAGAAAAUCCUUCCUCCACAGGGGCCAAUCAAACUCGAGUUCAACUUCAGCGACGGCGCUGAAGUCAAGCGGAAGCCGCCACCUAAAAAGCUCGGCAAGAGAUCCACCGACGGAAAACGUGAAGUAUUAAAGCCGGCGUCUGAUUGCAAACCAUUCGAAGAGUCCGCUGGGAAAGCCGGACCCAGAGACCCUGCUGUGACCACAGCUUCUUACUCCAACUUUGACAAGUUCGACGAUCCGAACUUCAAUCCAUUCGGCACCAAAACGAACAUCGCCGACUCUCCAAAGAGCAGCGGCGAUCCCAGCGGCGAUCCCAGCGGCGAUCCCAGCGGCGUUCCCAGCGGCGUUCCCAGCGGCGAUCCCAGCGGCGUUCCCAGUGGCGUUCCCAGCCUCGUGCAACAGGAACCGGACCCCGCAGAACAAACAGGGGCUGCAGAGAUGUUGCCUCCUGCUGAGCAUCAUGAAGCCUCGAUGGGGGAUCACGUGGUUCCGUCAGAGAAACACCUGGACGGUGAAAGCAGGAGCCAGAAGCCCCAGAUUCCCUCCGAGCAUCAGAUGCAUCUGGACUCCAAUGAAGAGUUUGUGUCUGGAAGCAUGUUCAUGGCCAACGACUUUGAUGGGCAGAUUGAUUACCUCGAACAGUUUGGCUCCAGUGUUUUUAAGGAGUCCGCACUGAGGAAGCAGUCGUUGUACUUAAAGUUUGAUCCGCUUCUGAGAGAGAGCCCAAAGAAACCUGCAGGUCCUGCUGCUCAGCUGCUCUCUGCUGCCCCUGCUGGCCUUUCUGCACGGUUCAGUGAAGCAGAGAAGGAGUCAGCCGAACGCUCACAGAAAGAUGUUUUCAAACUGGUGGAGGACGCAGCCCCUCCAAUCCUGCAGAGUCUCAUCCCUCCGUUCCCCCAACCUGCAGAGGAAGCCAUUAUCGAGGUUCUGAAGUACAGCCAGAAGGACAUGGAUGCCGCCAUUGCCAGGGUGCAGGCAGAGGCCAAGGAGAAAGAGGAGCAGUGGAACGCCAAGGUUAAAAAGCUGCAAGGCGAUGGUCAAGAAAUGAGAAAAGUAAUGGCAGAGUUCGAGUUACUGAUUGCAAAUAUGAAUGCGAGUCAGGAGAAGGAGAGGGCGGAGGCGCAGAAGAAGCUCAGCCAGGCUCUGGUGGAGAAGGAUCAGGUCUCCGGCGACCUGAACGCCAUGGAGCGGUCGCUGGGCGACAUGUUAAAGAGGCUGGAGAAGUACAAGGACGUGGUGGAGGGCUACAAAAAGAAUGAAGAGACGCUGAAAUCCUGCGCGCAGGAUUAUUUGGAAAGGAUAAAAAAGGGCGACCAGCGGUACCAGACACUGAAGGCUCACGCCGAGGAGAAGAUCAACCUCGCAAAUGAGGAAAUUGCUGAGGUCCGAUCGAAAUAUAAGGCAGAGCUUUCGGGUCUGCAGGCCCAGCUGCGGCGGGAGCAGCUGAAGACUCAGUCGCUGGAGAAAAGCCUUGAUCAGAAAGAAAAAGAAGUGGAGGAGCUCACCAAGCUCUGCGACGAGCUAAUAUCCAAAGUGCAGAAAGGUUGAGCUAAACUCUAAAUACUUUUUGUUUCUGCUUCACUUUUGUUUGUUCUUUUUUUGUGUUUUAAUAGAUUGUAUAAUAAAGAGAAUUUACAAAUUUCAA
Messenger RNA from Gambusia affinis (western mosquitofish), 2686 nucleotides. It is a transcript of the gene tacc3, whose product is annotated as transforming, acidic coiled-coil containing protein 3. Gene Ontology annotation, biological process: cell population proliferation; cerebral cortex development; mitotic spindle organization. Bases 154 to 2589 code for a protein of 811 amino acids. Gene Ontology annotation, cellular component: cytoplasm. Lineage: Eukaryota; Metazoa; Chordata; Actinopteri; Cyprinodontiformes; Poeciliidae. The transcript has 17 exons. The record is from RefSeq and is a predicted model, not a curated record.